CCCUCUGCCACUCACCCACAUUCCUCAGCCCAGUAGACAGGAGGAGCAGACGCAACACCUAGCUGGAGGGGCAGGAUGGAGGGGCCUGUGUUAGCGCUGGGGCUGCUGGCCGCCCUGGUGGUGUGCGGCAGCUGGGGUCUCAAUGAGGAGGAGCGGCUGAUCCAGCACCUGUUUAAGGAGAAGGGCUACAACAAGGAGCUCCGGCCGGUGGCUCGCCCAGAGGACAGUGUGGAGAUCACACUGGCCCUGACCCUAUCCAACCUCAUCUCCCUGAAGGAAGUCGAGGAGACCCUCACCACGAAUGUGUGGAUUGAGCACGGCUGGAUGGACAGCCGGCUGCAGUGGGACGCCGAAGACUUCGGGAACAUCAGCGUGCUGCGCCUGCCGCCUCACAUGCUGUGGCUCCCGGAGAUCGUGCUGGAGAACAACAAUGACGGCUCCUUCGAGAUUUCCUACUCCUGCAACACGCUGAUCUAUCCUUCGGGCUCCGUGUACUGGCUGCCGCCCGCCAUCUUCCGCUCUUCUUGCCCCAUCUCUGUCACUUACUUCCCCUUCGACUGGCAGAACUGCUCGCUCAAGUUCAGUUCCCUCAAGUACACGGCCAAGGAGAUCACCCUGAGCCUGAAGCAGGAGGAAGAAGGGAACCACUCGUACCCCGUGGAGUGGAUCAUCAUCGACCCCGAGGGCUUCACAGAGAACGGGGAGUGGGAGAUAGUGCACCGGCCGGCCAGGGUCAACGUGGACCCCAGCACCCCUCUGGACAGUCCCAGCCACCAGGAUGUCACCUUCUACCUCAUCAUCCGCCGCAAGCCCCUCUUCUACAUCAUCAACAUCCUGGUGCCCUGCGUGCUCAUCUCCUUCAUGAUCAACCUGGUCUUCUACCUGCCGGCCGACUGUGGCGAGAAGACGUCAGUGGCGAUCUCAGUGCUCCUGGCGCAGUCUGUCUUCCUGCUGCUCAUCUCCAAGCGGCUGCCCCCGACGUCCAUAGCCAUCCCCCUCAUCGGCAAGUUCCUGCUCUUCGGCAUGGUGCUGGUGACCAUCGUGGUCGUGGUCUGCGUCGUGGUGCUCAACAUCCACUUCCGCACCCCCAGCACCCACGUGCUGUCCGAGGGCGUCAAGAAGCUUUUCCUGGAGACCCUGCCCAAAAUCCUGCACAUGUCCCUCCCGGAGGAGGGCUCGCCCGGCCCCGGGGCCCUGGUGCGCCGCAGCAGCUCCCUGGGCUACAUCUCCAAGGCCGAGGAGUACUUCUCCCUCAAGUCCCGGAGCGACCUCAUGUUCGAGAAGCAGUCGGAGCGGCACGGGCUGGCCCGGCGCCUCACCGUGGCCCGCCAGCCCCCAGGGGGCUCUGAGCAGGCCCAGCAGGAGCUGUACAGUGAGCUGAGGCCAGCUGUGGAGGGCGCCAACUUCAUCGUGGGCCACGUGAGGGACCAGAACAACUACAGCGAGGAGAAGGACUGCUGGAACCGGGUGGCCCGCACGGUGGACCGACUCUGCCUGUCUGUGGUGACGCCCAUCAUGGUGGUGGGCACGGCCUGGAUCUUCCUGCAGGGUGCCUACAACACCCCCCCACCGCAGCCCUUCCCCGGGGACGCCUUCUCCUACCGGGAGCAGGACAAGCGCUUCCUUUAGAGCAGGCCGCCCUGCCCGCCUGGCCCCGCCCCCAGGGCAGCUUCCGUGGGGCUGUGGGCCUGAAGGGGAUGGGCCUCCAGGGGUGGCAGGGAUGCCUAAGGAGGGGCGAGCUCUUCAGGGAGGUGCCCCCAGCCCUGAGACUUGACCCCUUUGGUCCUGCAAGGCCGGCAUGAGAUUCACUCCUGAGACCCAGAAGAGGCAGGAGAAGGCCCAGUCUCAGUGAGUGAAGACAGGAGCCAGCAAAAGUCUGAGAGUGGGCACCAGCUGGGGGGUGGGCAAGCAGGGGCCUCGUCCAGUGCCACUCAGGCUGGUCUUUUGGGGCCCCUCUGUGAGAAAGACAGAGGCCUCUUCUUGCCUCCCCUCCCGCACAUGGGGGUAACGGUGGUGGGCCCUCACUUCCUGGCUCCUCAAGCUUCCCUGCUCCUGCCUCCCCUGCAGCCUUGAGGUCCCGCCCCCCGGAGGCAAGGUUGGGGGCACCUCCCUCUCCAGACCCUUUAGAAAAGCAGGUUUGGGGCAGGAGCUGCAGAAUGGCCUUUCUGCCAUGGCCUCUCUGGCUGGGUCCCUGUGGGAAGCUAGGGGCUGGGGUGGAAGGCUGGUCCAGCAGCCACGGAGGCCAAAGGUCAGCCUAGAGCCUCAGGACUCAGCCCCUCCCCCACCAGUGGUGUCCCCUCUUUGUCAUCUAUUCUCCUCCAAAGUAGGGUUGCCAGGCAAGAUUUGAGAUUACUUAUACUAAAAAAUGUAUUCCUAUUCAUCCGAAAUUCAAAUUUAACCGGGCAUUUCAUGUAUUUAUUUGCCAAAACUAGCAACUCUACCCCAAAGGGAUCUCCCACCAGUCUUAUCCCAAGGGCCAGAGGCCGAGGCUGGAGGAGCUGGGAGAUGCGGCUGUGAGAGGCAGCCCACCUCCAGGGCGGCCCCAGUGGUCCCUGCCUCCUGGACAGCGCCCUCUGCACCCGCACCAUCGGGGUUGGUCUGUGUGACAACAGAAUGAGGGGGGAGUGACGGUGUGUCACUCCCGAGGUCAGGUUGUAGAAGACAUGGUGGCACCCCCUUCUCGCUGUCCUUCCUUCCCUCUCGCUUUCACCUGGGGAGCCAGGAGGCCCCUGGUGCAC
Artibeus jamaicensis (Jamaican fruit-eating bat) is the source of this 2738-nucleotide messenger RNA. RefSeq names its product cholinergic receptor nicotinic delta subunit (gene CHRND). Gene Ontology annotation, biological process: signal transduction; nervous system process; monoatomic ion transmembrane transport. Lineage: Eukaryota; Metazoa; Chordata; Mammalia; Chiroptera; Phyllostomidae. The record is from RefSeq and is a predicted model, not a curated record. Gene Ontology annotation, cellular component: neuron projection; postsynaptic membrane; synapse. The coding region runs from base 76 to 1629 and encodes 517 amino acids. The transcript is spliced from 12 exons. Gene Ontology annotation, molecular function: transmembrane signaling receptor activity; acetylcholine-gated monoatomic cation-selective channel activity.